CGCCCCGCCGCCACGCGCCCCCGCCCCCCGCACCCAUCUUCUCCAAGCUCCGGUCGCCGUCGCGCCCCCAUCUCUCCCUGCUCCACACCACCACGCCAUCUCCUCCUGGUGGGGCUCCGUCAUCGGAGCGUCCUGGCCGUUCGGCGCCACCACCCCAGGCCGUUCGACUCCUUCACCGCAGGCCGUUCAUCGCUGCAGCAUCCUCGAUUCCGACGGGGGUUAGGCGCAACGAUGAUGGCGACUCGCUCCUGAACGCGACGGCGACGUUGACCGGAAGUGGGGAUUCGUGAGCUGAUAGCGACGGCGACAAGCUCUUCCUCCUCUAGCGGCCUCCUCUGCUCCACCAAGGAGACCGUCAGCAUGCGUUGCCGCACUCGUGGGCUGGAUCCGAUCCUAGAGUUUAGUUCAUCUACACGCCUGAUCUGCAGUUCAGGCCUUGAUGAUACGCUGUACCCGGUGAAGAACAUCAUGUCAGGGUUCAGACUGAUGGAGAGUGAGAGGUGCGAGAUGGCGGCCGCUGACGUCUGCACCUUGGGCUCCCGUAUGCGUCCCCUACCCCAGCAGGAAAAUAUGGUGGCCUUCAGCAAGUAAUCUUUCUCUAACGGGCAUCCUAUGCCUGCGCCACCGAGAGCCUGAUCCUACUUGCUGCGUGCUCACGGCGACCACAAGCAUCGUAAGAAAAAGGCUCGUUGAGCUGCACUUGUUUGUUCUGUCGCUCUUCCCCUGCUCCUCAAGCGCCACUGCUGUCUCGUGCUGACCUCGAUGCGCCGACCGUCGUCCAGGCUGCUGCUGGUUGGUGCUGCAUAAACAAAUAGAGUUAAAGAACAUAGAUGAGAGGAAUUCAGUUCAGGAAGAUUAAAGGGUAAUGUUUAGAGAUGAGGCUGAGGGAUCUGGUUCAACUCCCAUCACCCUUGUUUGGUUUUAUAUGAACCUGUAUCUAUAUUUAUGUUUCCGGUUAGAGAUGAGGCUGAGGGAUCCCUCAACCUCUACACAUCUUCACGAAAAAAGUUGGAACUUGCAUCUAUAUUUAUGUUUCCAGUUACCUUCGGUUAAUUGUACUGAACUUGGCUAAUUGUAGCUUACUAGUACUAAACUUUUGUGCCUGUGCUACCUUUUGUAAAGUUCAUCUUGUCUAGUAUAUAUUACUGCUGUCGUUGAUUGCAGAUUUUGUUUUUGGGAA
Molecule: messenger RNA, 1180 nt
Organism: Aegilops tauschii subsp. strangulata
Lineage: Eukaryota; Viridiplantae; Streptophyta; Magnoliopsida; Poales; Poaceae
Source: RefSeq, a predicted model, not a curated record